AUGUCAGUCUCAAUAUGCCAAAAAGAGCAUCAUGGCUCCGACAAGCCCUCUGGUUCGAUUGAUAACCAGACUCCUGCAGGCUUAGACUUGUAUCCCGUAUUUUGCACCGCCAACAUCCCUUCAAAUAUACUUGAUAGGUUCAUCGAUGAGUCUACCCAAGGAUUUCUAGAUCUCGUUGGCGAUGAUGGCUUCGAAAAAAUGUCUCCCUGCAUUGUGCAAACCACCGACUUGGACGCUAUAACAGAUGACUCUCAUACGCCUAUGCCUGAAUUUGAGUCUCCAUUUCUCAACUGGAGGGACGAUGAAGUCCGUGAUUGGAUUAUAAAGCAUCCUCAUCCUAACUUUGCUUCGACAACGUUUACUAUCCUUGAUCGGGGUGCGAUUGAAAAGGGGUUAUGCCGGAUUGGCUAUAUUGACGAAUGCUGCCCUGAUGAUAGGAUGUUACGUCACUCGCCAUAUAUCACCGUACCGCCAUCUUGCCAAGAGUACCAAACUUAA
Messenger RNA from Microsporum canis CBS 113480, 498 nucleotides. RefSeq lists its product as uncharacterized. The record is from RefSeq and is a predicted model, not a curated record. The transcript is spliced from 2 exons. The coding region runs from base 1 to 498 and encodes 165 amino acids. NCBI's taxonomy places the organism in Eukaryota, Fungi, Ascomycota, Eurotiomycetes, Onygenales, Arthrodermataceae.